AUGGCUCCUGGUAAUAUCCAUAACACCAGGGCAGCCACAGAGGGCCAUAGUGAGCUCAAACUCGUCUCAUGCCGCUUUCUCCGUUUGCUGCAAGGCCAUAGAUUACAGGCCUUCCAACCUGCAGCAACAUUAGCCUCUGACAUGGAUCCCUAUGUCCUUUUGACUCUAAGGACCCAAGAGAAGAAAAGCAAUGUGGUCUCAGGACAAGGAUCUGCACCAGAAUGGAAUGAAACCUUUGUAUUUACAGUCUCUGAUGAUGUCUCCGAACUUCAUUUGAAAAUAAUGAAAAAGGAUAAUUUCAGCGCAGACGAUUUUGUUGGAGAAGCAACCAUUUCAUUAGAGCCCAUUUUCACAGAAGGUAGCAUUCCACCAACUGCAUAUAAUGUUGUCAAUCAGGACAAAGAAUACCGUGGAGAGAUUAAAGUUGGACUCAGAUUCACUCCUGAGCCUGAGCAAAACGACAUUGCAUCUGGGGAAUAUGGAAGAAACGACGGUCCAUCUGGGGGAUACGGAAGAAACGACGGUCCAUCUGGGGAAUAUGGUGGUUCCGAGGAGGGCUAUGGUGGAUGGAAACAAUCAUCUUACGCUGAGGAGUAG
Molecule: messenger RNA, 597 nt
Organism: Prunus armeniaca (apricot)
Lineage: Eukaryota; Viridiplantae; Streptophyta; Magnoliopsida; Rosales; Rosaceae
Source: the annotation of a GenBank genome assembly